AUGGCGCCCGCAGCAGCUACCGGUGGCAAGAAGCAAAAGAAGAAGUGGUCCAAGGGCAAGGUCAAGGACAAGGCCCAGCACGCCGUCGUUCUCGACAAGGCUACCGCCGAGAAGCUCCAGAAGGAUGUUCAGUCUUACCGUCUGAUCACCGUCGCCACCCUUGUCGACCGUCUCAAGAUCAACGGCAGCCUUGCCCGCGCUGCUCUUGCCGACCUUGAGGCCAACGGCCAGAUCAAGAAGGUUGUCGGUCACUCCAGCAUGAGCAUCUACACCCGCGCCGUCACCGCCGAGUAA
Messenger RNA from Penicillium nucicola, 294 nucleotides. RefSeq names its product 40S ribosomal protein eS25. The record is from RefSeq and is a predicted model, not a curated record. Gene Ontology annotation, cellular component: cytosolic small ribosomal subunit. The transcript is spliced from 4 exons. Gene Ontology annotation, molecular function: structural constituent of ribosome. NCBI's taxonomy places the organism in Eukaryota, Fungi, Ascomycota, Eurotiomycetes, Eurotiales, Aspergillaceae. Bases 1 to 294 code for a protein of 97 amino acids.